AUCAUCGUGUCACGUCUUGAUCCCAGACUCCACACCCCCAUGUAUUUCUUUCUGGCUAAUCUCUCUUUUUUGGACCUUUGGUAUACUACCUCCACUGUCCCCCAGAUGCUGGUCAACAUACAGAGCCACUGGAGAAAUAUCAGCUACACAGGAUGCAUAGCUCAACUUUUCAUCUUCCUUGGUUUAGGAUCCACUGAAUGUGUACUUCUCUCAGUAAUGGCCUUUGAUCGUUAUGUAGCUAUCUGCCAGCCUCUCCACUACACAGUUAUCAUGCAUUCCCGGCUAUGCCAACAACUGGCAGCAGUGGCUUGGGUAACAGGUUUCAGCAACUCUUUGGUGCAAACAGUGCUGACUUUCUUGUUACCUCGCUGUGGUCAAUAUCAGGUGGAGAAUUUCUUCUGUGAGGUACCCCCUAUCCUGGCACUUGCUUGUGGGGACACAUCCCACAAUGAGGCUGCCGUCUUUGUCGUGGCCAUCCUUUGCAUUUCCAGCCCAUUCUUACUAAUCAUUGCUUCUUAUGGCAGAAUUCUAGCUGCCGUGCUGAUCAUGCCCUCCCCUGAAGGCCGCCGAAAAGCUCUUUCCACCUGUUCUUCCCACCUACUUGUAGUAACACUCUUCUAUGGCUCAGGAUCUGUCACCUACUUGAGGCCCAAGGCUAGCCAUUCACCAGGAACGGAUAAACUCCUAGCCCUCUUCUAUACAGUGGUGACAUCCAUGCUCAAUCCUGUCAUCUACAGUUUACGGAACAAGGAGGUCAAGACAGCUCUUCGGAGAACUCUGGACAAGAAGAAUGUUUUGACUCGUCGGUAGAUUUCAGAGGAUCAGACAAAUCUGCUCUUUGCAAAAGAUGCACACACAACCUAAGAGUAAAUAAAGAAAGAAACAAGAAACUGAUCAACCUAUUUUUGUAAGGACCUUUAAUAACAGUGCUUAUUAUUUUGAAGACACCUCUUGCUCAUAGCUAAAAGCUCUGAUUGCCAAAUUCUGUAAGGAAGUUGACUACCAAAGAAUUUUAAUAGGUGAGUUCAGCAUUAGACAGGUUUUCCAAAAUAUUUCAGUUUAAGCUAAAGUUUAGGCAUAGAGAAUAAAUUGCUGGACUAUAGCUCAGAAGCCUGGCAAAUUCCCAUUCUAUACUCCUAGGCAUUUUGUAGCCCCUGAGGGGCCCAUCUGAUUUCUGCAUUCAUCACUAGGGGUAGUGCUCCCACAUAUGUCUGUCCCACGUGACUCUUAAUUCCUAAUAACACCAUUUUGCAUAUUAUUUCCUUCAAUAAAAAAAUGUUUUAAAAUUCUUCAACCUUAAUUAUUGGUACAUGACAUAGAGUUAAAUAAUUCUUUUUGUGAGUUGUGUGUACUAUAAUAACAUGAAAAUAUCCAAAAAAACAGCAAACUCUCAUGUUUCAGAAGUAUUUGUUGCAGAAUAUUUUUUUAAUUGGUAAAAUUUUUCGAGUCCCCAUGAUGAAAGAUUGUUUUAAAAAGAAAGAGAAAUCAUAUUUAAAUUCAAAGGUAGAAGAAGAAAACUGAACUAUAAAUAAUAUGAUUUAAAAGAUUUGUAUGUAAUUUACAAAAUUUACAUAUGUGCAGAUGAAUCCUGACUUGAUUUGGAAAUCAUCCAAAUACUUGCUCUUAAGGGAAAUGAACAUGGUUACAACACAGUCUAGUAGCUCUAGGCAUCAAUAAAGACAUUGCCUUGGAUCUGAACAUCUAGUUCUCAUGGAUGUGCUGUGAUCUAUGAGGGAUUAAUAACUUAUACAGUAGUGGUAAUAUGACAAGGAGUGAAGAACUGUGACUGCUACUAUGACAGUUUACAGUAUAGGAUGAAUAAGUUCUGGGGAUCUAAUGUAUAAGCAUGGUG
Vicugna pacos (alpaca) is the source of this 1852-nucleotide messenger RNA. The record is from RefSeq and is a predicted model, not a curated record. Lineage: Eukaryota; Metazoa; Chordata; Mammalia; Artiodactyla; Camelidae.